Messenger RNA from Penicillium canescens, 2334 nucleotides. RefSeq lists its product as uncharacterized. Bases 1 to 2334 code for a protein of 777 amino acids. The record is from RefSeq and is a predicted model, not a curated record. Gene Ontology annotation, molecular function: ATP hydrolysis activity; ATP binding. The transcript is spliced from 8 exons. NCBI's taxonomy places the organism in Eukaryota, Fungi, Ascomycota, Eurotiomycetes, Eurotiales, Aspergillaceae.
AUGGCACCUGCUCAGAGUGGCCCAGAUAUGCCUUCCUCCGAGCAUAACGUGGCAUUGAAAACUUCCUCUCCCUGCCACCAAGGCUUGACGCCGCCUAGUAGCCCAACGAAGGAGUUGGCUACACCUCCAGCCGCCUUGGAGUAUCUGAAGCAUCUCUUUGGCGUCUUUCUUGAAAAGGCGCUCCAAGAACAUCCAAGCACUCCCGCCUCCCAGAACCAGUCCCCGCCAGGCCCUGAUAUGGUUCGGCAGCUGCUGGAAUGUGCUUCAGCUGAACUUUCCAUGGUAACUAAGCCAGAUCAGUCUUCUUCUGCAAGCAAUGAACGGGGGAACGUUCCUGGGCCAGAUGGAUUUGAUCUCAAACAUCCCAUCUGUACAACCCCGGAUGAUUUCAAAUCGUUUGAAAAGUGGGCCUCCACACCCCAAUUCAAGACGGUCGUGGAAACCUGGGACAAAGAAGCAUGUAAAUACACGAUCACCGAACCGGUGGAGACCAGCGGUGGUGUUGACGACUAUGCUGAAUAUGCAUUCGUUGUCCGUGAACGUGUUGACCGGAAUUCCGAGGAGGUGAUGCCGUACAUAGACAUCAAAUCGGAAGGCCUGCGUGACAUCCUGCGUGUGGUGCUGCACGAUGUCAAAGCCAUUAGUCUGAUGGAGGACAAGCCGUCGAUCGAGCAAAACCUCCUUUUUCAUUUCCUCCCAGAGCUUGACAGAUGCGUGGAGAACACGGACAACAGUUCAGACCAUAGAUCGGCAGCGUCGCAGCAUCUCCGUUUGCUCAUCGACCACCUAAGGCAAGCAUAUGCAGCUAUCUCGCAGCGUCUCUCGUCAAUAUUGCAGCACGGUCAUAUUACUUAUGACCUUCUUUGGGCGCUUUUCAAGCCUGGUUGCCAUGUUUAUACUACAUGCAUUGGCACAAAAGAGCCGCGAUGUGUCAAAUUCGACGCGGGAGAAGAAAUAACCCAAACUGACGAGACGUGGUUUAAUCUCGAAUGCCGAUUUCUUGAUUAUGACGGCGUCAAGUUCGGCGAGGCCGGAAUCUUUCUGCGUGUGCCAAAGUUCCGAGGGUCAAAGCCGAUCGCGACUCUUGAGGCUUACCCUCUCUGCCACCAUCCGAGUCACGAGCAGGUCCGAAAUGAUCUAGUCGAGAGAGGUCAAAUAUUUCGGGAUUUGGCUGGCUCGCACAUUCAGCACUGUAAAGGCAAAGCAUUCUUUGUGAACAAGGGGAAGAUUUUCAAAAUCAACAUCAACAGCCGAGUAGCAGUGGACGCCGCAUUUUUCCAUGAAAUGCAGCCAAACUACUCCCGACCGUCACUCCGCGACAUAGGGGUAAAAGACAAGAAUGGCAUUGCAGUCAUUGACAUAGGUGCGAUGCUCAUGGAGGACCACGAGCGAGAGAAGGAGAGAAUGCAAGGAGACGGUGUGGAGGCACAGAAGCUGAGCGAGGCCGAUUUGUUAGUAGCCUGUCCAACAAUUUGUUGUUUCAGCUUCAAGGAGAAAAUGUUCUUGGAGUGCGCAGUCAGUGCUCUUGGGGACGUAGAUUGGUCACCUGGAUCGUUCGACUGCCUGCAGAUUCCUUCAGAGACCAAGACACUCCUCUUAUCCAUGGCAAGAACCCGCUUGGGUCUGAUACCGACAGUACCCUUUGACGACGUAAUUGAUGGAAAAGGUCAAGGACUCAACAUCCUUCUGGAUGGCCCACCCGGUGUCGGAAAAACGUUCACGGUUGAAGCAACCUCGGAAUAUUUCAAGCUGCCUCUCUAUUCGAUAUCCGCAGGCGAGCUCGUUGUCGACCACGGAGAUUCCAAUGCGCUUGAGCAACAACUUGAAACUGUAUUCAAGAUCGCUAAACACUUUAAAGCCGUGCUCCUGUUGGAUGAGGCAGAUGCGUUCAUGGAGCAGCGUACAUCUUACCACGAUACUCACAAUCGCCUGGUGACCGUUUUUCUCCGAAAGCUUGAAUACUAUCAGGGAAUCCUAUUCUUGACUUCGAAUCGGGGUAUUCAGUUUGAUGAUGCAAUCCUUAGUCGGAUCCAUUUAAUCGUCAAGUAUAAAGACUUGAGCAGGGAAUUUCGCAGGGGUCUCUGGUCAACUUUUCUGACGAGGGCACGUACAGUCCAAGGACCUGCUAUAAUCGAGAAGCACGACCUCCGACGAUUGGAGUCUUUAGAUCUCAAUGGACGAGAGAUCAAAAACAUCGCAGCAAUUGCACAUGCUCUCGCCGAGGCGAAUGCCAGCCAAGUGAGCUAUAAAUACCUGGAGUUAGCCGCGGAAUCGAAUCAGAAAUUUUCGAAGGAGUUCGGCAGACAGGGGCCUGCCCAAGGAAUGUACCUCUAG